AUGCAAGCCGCCGCGGGUUUCCAUAGCCAGGUUGCUUCGGCCAAGUGGUCCGACCUUCCAUCCGAGCUGUGUGAAGAAGUCUUGCUCAGCUGCAGUACGCUCGAGUCGUUUGUCCGUCUCGGCCGUGCCAGUUCGCAGAUGUAUUCGAUCAUGGCGGAUCCGAAUGUCAAGGCCAAGUGGCUGAUUCGGAGAUUUGGCCUCAGCCAAGUGCUCAAAUACGACGACAUCCUGGGCCAUCCGCUCAUGAGAGCCGAGGUCGUCGAAUGCAUGCUCAACCGCGGCGCGCACUUCAAUCAACUCUCCGACCUCCUGCACUUCCGCGACUGCUCUCCAAGCCAGGCAGCGGCCCGGUGCUUGGCCUUCCAGAACCAGCCGCGGAAGCGUCCGCUGCAUCUCCUCAACUGGCUGAUCGAGCAGGACCGCCCGACCUUGAUCCACUGCUACCACCGACAUGACUCAAGUAAUCUGAUGGAGGGCAACGGCCUGGCGCUCUACGACGCCAUCGGUGGAGGCAAGGUGCGGGCCUGCCAGGCCUUGAUCGAGUGCGGAGCCGACGUCAACAUCAACGACGGCGAGCUCCUGCGACUGGCCGUUGGCUCUGGAAACGAGAGGAUGGCUCGGUUUCUGGUCGACCGCGCCGGCGCCAAGGUCGUCAGCCGGCCGUUCUCAUGGGCCACUGCUGCCCGAGACAACGCCAUUGGGCUGCUUGAAUGGGCCCGGUCGCUUGGCUUGGACCUGCAUUUUGGUGCCGAGGAGGCCCUGAUCGAAUGCUGCACCCACGGGUCGCUGCGAGGCGCCCGGCUUGCCCUGGAUAUGGGGUCAAGUCCAGACGCCCAGAACGCAUUGCCGUUGCGGCGGUCGGCCGAGCGGGGGCACUGGUCCAUUGUGGCGCUGCUGCAACAAUCCGGAGCCGACCUGGAGCUGGCAAGACGGUACGGCGGGGCGACUUUCAUGGCCCUGAUGGACGAGUGUCAGACCAAGACAGCAAGAGGCGAGAUCGGGGGCGACAAUCCAAGCAACGGCACAAGUCCCAGUAGCAUCAACAUCAGCAACAGCAGCACCAACAUCGGCAGCAGCCCGGCUGCCCGUUACGAGUUUGGUCUCGUUUCAGGACGGAUCGCUGCUGUCCGAAGCAUUACUAGACUGUAA
Messenger RNA from Polychytrium aggregatum, 1149 nucleotides. RefSeq lists its product as uncharacterized. The record is from RefSeq and is a predicted model, not a curated record. The coding region runs from base 1 to 1149 and encodes 382 amino acids. The transcript is spliced from 2 exons. NCBI's taxonomy places the organism in Eukaryota, Fungi, Chytridiomycota, Chytridiomycetes, Polychytriales.